Ruditapes philippinarum (Manila clam) is the source of this 2188-nucleotide messenger RNA. RefSeq names its product N(6)-adenine-specific methyltransferase METTL4-like. Gene Ontology annotation, cellular component: nucleus; RNA N6-methyladenosine methyltransferase complex. Gene Ontology annotation, molecular function: methyltransferase activity; nucleic acid binding. Bases 137 to 1582 code for a protein of 481 amino acids. The transcript has 11 exons. NCBI's taxonomy places the organism in Eukaryota, Metazoa, Mollusca, Bivalvia, Venerida, Veneridae. The record is from RefSeq and is a predicted model, not a curated record.
GCAGUGAUAGCCAAGGUAAUCCGAAAAUCCGGUGCAAAUGUAAACAUGAUGUUUUAAUUUAUAAUUUUUAUUUUCAUUACUCCAGCAAAGAUUAUUUGUCACCUAUGGUGAGGUGAUGAUGUGAAGAGUUACAGCAAUGUCAGUUAUUGUAGAAAAUGGAAAUGGAUGUAUCAUAGAUCACCAUAAAGCAUCUAUAGUAACAAUAGAAACACCACAUAAUGUUGGUAGAGAUGAUAGGCAUGGUCAUCAAUAUAAACUUAAGUCUGACCUGUUUGAAAUUGUUGAACCUUAUAGAAUGGAUAGUCAGUUUGUAAAAUUACAAUCAGCAGAUAAAAAUGAGGAUGGCCGAAAGAAUAAAAGAAAGCGUAAAAGACGAGAACCAUUGAAUGUUGGGGAAAAAAUGGCUGUUGAUUUCCAUAAUGAGGUCAAAGGAUAUAUAGAGACAGCAUAUAAAAGUCUCCUUGAACUUGGUCAAAAGAUGAGCUACUUCAUGACCCAGAGCAACAUUGACCUCAGAGAUAAUAAUGUAGCUGCUAGGAAGGCAGCUUUAUUGGAUGGUACCCUGCAUUCAUUUAUAGACAUGUGCGAGCAGUCAGAUCAUGACAGGAACCAGGAAUGCCUGGCUGGUUGCUAUACUGGUGCCUCUUCUUGCUCUCUAAAUUGUGUAGGGACACAACAAGCCUGGAACCAGGAAUGUCAGCAAGAAGAACAUGAUAGAUUGAGCAAUUGUGUACCUACUAUACAAGUUUCUGAAGUGAAAGAUCUGUCAUUGUUUGGUACAAUCAACGUGAUCUGGCAGAACUGGGAUCAGUCAGGCAGGCUGGUUAAAUGUAAGGGAGAAAACUACAUAAUUCCAGAAAACUGUACCUUCCUUAUGUCAGAUAUAUCCGAGUUUAACAAACUAGGCAAAGCUCUUGGAAAAUUUGAUCUCCUUGUAAUGGAUCCACCUUGGACAAAUAAAUCCGUGAAACGCAAGAAAAAAUACCAUACAAUAGAUAAUGACAUGUUGUUAGGUCUACCUUUAUGUGACCUCAUGAACCCUGGAUGUGUUGUUGUUGUCUGGGUUACAAAUAAACAGAAUCAUAUACACUUUGUCACAGAAGAACUCUUUCCUUCUAAAAACAUUAGAUUCACAGCAAGAUGGUACUGGUUGAAGGUAACAAAGACAGGACAGUGUGUAUAUGAUCUUGAAUCUCCUCAUAAGAGACCCUAUGAGACUUUAAUUAUCGGGAAGUAUCAUCCAGUUUCCAUGGAAACACAGAAUGCAACAUGUGACCUUGAUAAUGCACGUGAUUCAAGUCAGGCAAGUAAUCUAAAAAUAGAUGCACCUGAAAACGAUUGGGCAAGUUCAAAAGAUAACCAAGACAGUAGAGGUUGUAUCACUGACAACAAGGUUAUUAUAAGUGUACCAUGCAGUCUUCAUUCAAAGAAACCUCCAUUGACAGAAGUUUUGAGGCCUUACUUACCUAAUGAUCCCAAAUGUAUGGAACUGUUUGCUAGAAACUUGCUACCUGGCUGGACAUCGUGGGGGAAUGAGGUGUUGCUACAUCAACAUGAGAGUUUCUUUGAAGAAGUCAUAUGACGCACAGCUACAUACAUGUUGGCAUGGAAACAUCGUAAUGUUUACCUGACCAUGGUCCUAAAAACCACACACACACAAUAGUUGUGAUGGAAACCUGAGAGUGUUGAGCAGUGUAUAAGCAAGGCAGGAUAAAAAUACUUGGAGGUGUUAGAAUUUUCUGUAUUUGUAUGACUGCAAGUAACAUGUGCCAGAAAACUUAAAAGUUAAUUUGAAUAUUUUUAUUGGCUUAAAGAAGUAAGAAGUGAAGAAACUAUUGAGUUACCCUAUACUGUAUGUGCAGUGGAACUGUUGAAAUAAUUAUUAAAAGUCUAAGUAUUGACUUUAUAAUAUCUUCUAGUAUGGUAUACAGUAAAAAGGUACAGUAACCUGAGAUGUUUGCUAACUUGCUUGCAGAUGAAUUAGUCCAAAAUCGUGGUCUAAAAGCAUUUAUGAAAUUACAUGUACUUUGCUAGCACCGUUUCUUCUUAUACCCUAGUUUUAUAAUGUUUCAAACUUAAUGACAAGAUAAUCAUAUUGUUAUUGAGAUGAAACAGAAAAUCUGGUUUUGAGAAGUAUAUGUUCAUGUAUAAUGGUGAAAAUUGAAGAAAGAAACUGAAAAACUUUGAA